Messenger RNA from Entamoeba invadens IP1, 3261 nucleotides. RefSeq lists its product as hypothetical. NCBI's taxonomy places the organism in Eukaryota, Evosea, Mastigamoebida, Endamoebidae. Bases 1 to 3261 code for a protein of 1086 amino acids. The record is from RefSeq and is a predicted model, not a curated record. The transcript has a single exon.
AUGAAAAAAAUCGACGUGUUUUCUAUGCAAAUUGUUUCGUUGUAUUUUGACGACGAAAAGGACUUUUCCAAUGUUAUUCAAGUUUGUAAGAAAUAUGCAUUGUUACUCGACCGGUUCAGAACUAAUCCGAUCAGAAUUACAAGAAAAAAUACUCAUUUAUUUCCUUAUAUCCAAACGCAACAAGUCUUUACUCCAUUGGACUUUUUAAUAGAAAAUAUACAAAGGAAAUGGAUUUUAUAUCCCGUCACUUAUGAACAAUUUAUUACUAACAAUGACUCGAAUGUUAUAUACAAAAAAGUAAAAUUCACACGAAAUGACGCUAAACUAAUAAAAUACAUUCCAAAGACCGUUUCUGUGAUAGGAAUUGAAGGUAUGCGUGAUAUUAAUAGUUUGGACGUUUUCAACAUCCCAACUCGAGUCACUCAAUUGGAAAAAAGUGCUUGCAUGUUUUGUGAUUAUUCGUUCGUUGAAAUACCACCAACUCUUGUUUCCAUUGAACGAUCGGCAUUUUCUAAUUGCUCCAAAUUGACGGAAGUUGUACUUCCAAACAAUUUUUCAUUUAUUUCAGAAAAACUGUUCUAUUCGUGUACUAUGCUUCAAAAAAUCAAUUUCCCGAGUGACUUGCGUUUUAUUGGAGAAAGUGCAUUUUGUCGAACAAAACUACCAAAAAUUACAAUUAGCCCCAAUUACGUUUUGCAGGGUUCAAUUUUCAUGGAAUGUUUUAAUUUGUUACAAAUCACAUUUUGUGGACAACUUGUAAUUCCUCAACAUAUCUGUGAGGGGUGUUCAUGUUUAAAACAAGUGAUGUUUGACGACUCAAUAGAGUACUUUCUCGAUUUUUGUUUCUCAGGAUGUUGCAAUUUAGAGGAUUUUGUUGUGCCAAAACAUCUCAAAUUGAUAGGUAAUUUUUCAUUUAAAAAUUGUUGUUCAUUAAGACAUUUGACAUUCCCAAAAACAUUAAAUAAUGUUGGUGCGUUUGCAUUUUCUAAUUGUAGCAAACUUGAAGAUUUGAUUUUUUUGAAUGAAAAAGUUGUGUUGUAUGGAGUUGGUAAUUUUGAAAAGUGCGCUUCACUCACAAAUAUCCAAAUUCCAACGUGUUUUACAAAUUAUAAAAAAGUAUUUAAAUAUCCAGUCACUGUAAGUGACGAAGUUAUUUUAAGAAAAUUUCAUUUAAGUGGGUUAGAAAAGCAUUCCCAAAAAGAUGACGACUUUUUCAAUAAAAGUAAAAGGUAUUUGGAUUAUAAUGGAAUAGCCAAUUUAGAGUUUUCAAAUCCAAAUUAUUAUAAAACAGCUGAUUUGGGAACAUCACUGGAUAUUAUAGAAAGUGGUUAUUAUUCGUUUGAAUGUUUGUCUUCAUUAUUUAUCCCAUCAACGGUUGUUUUAAAUGGAACAAACGCGGUUUGUUGUUUGGGGUCAAGAAAUGUGAUAUUCCCAAAAUACGCAUUUUUAAUGUCGCCACAACCAAUUUGCCCUAUUCAACUCACACAAAUUGUAUUUCCAAGCAAUUUCACAAAAUUGGAAAGUCAAAUGAUCAAAGGAUAUGAUUUAACAAGUUUUCAAAUUCCAACAAGUGUGGUGGAAGUCGAGAAAAAUGCUUUUUACUUUAUGCAUUUGUUGUCUUCAAUAACAAUUCCAAAUUCAGUUACAAAAUUAUCUGAAAGGUUUGUUUGUGGCUGCACAAGGUUGAAAACUAUUGUCGUUGAAAAUGGUUUGAAGAGUCUAAAUUUAGACGUUAAAAAGGUGAUUGAACAAAACAAAGUACAACAACCGUGGUCUAAAAAUGGACUUUACAUUCCACAAGAAGAAACUACGACUUUAGAUACAUUCAUAAAUUUUAGUGAUUCAUUGACUAAAUUAAUAAUCCCAAACUCAAUUCGGAAAAUCGGAAAUAACACUUUUAAAAGUCUUACCAAUUUGAAAGAAAUUGUUCUUCCAGAAAGUCUCAAUGAAAUUGGAACACAUAUAUUCCCAGAAGAUGGCAAUUUAACUAAAAUAGACGUGAAAAACAAUAAUAUGGACAAAUUCGUCGUGAGUUACAAUUUUUCACUUAAAAUGAAGGAAUUUGGAUACAAAUUCAAUAACGUUGAAUUUCUAAAUACAGAAAAAGAAAUAUUUGGAAACUGCGUAAAUAUAAAGAAAGUUAAAAUUUUUGAAGAUGCAACGUAUUUUAAAGAUAAAUUAUUUAAUACAAUACCUCAUUUUUUAUUAACUUAUUCUCAACUUAAUUUGUCAAUAACUUCCAUAUUAUUUCCUACUGAAAUUUCUUGUUUAAUUAGCAAUUCGUUUUCAAAUUCAAAUAUUAUCUUUAUUGAUAUUUCUCAUAUUAAUUUGAUACCAGAAAUGUCAUUCACAAAUUGCGUUUGUCUCACAAAAGUUGUUUUGUCUACACAGUUAACUUUUAUUGGUUCAAAAGCGUUCCAAAACUGCGUGUCUCUCAAAGAAUUGUUACUUCCAAAUUUAUUGGUUGAAGUUUGUGAAUCUGCGUUUGAAAAUUGUUGUUGUCUGGAAAGUGUAAAAUGUGACUCAAAACAUGUGAUUUAUGGGAAAAAAUGUUUUUCGAAGUGUUUUUCUUUAACAGGCGUUCCUCUAUAUUCAACCCUUUCAGUUGGGAUGUUCAUGGAAUGUUUUUAUCUUUCCAAAAUUGAAUUGUGUGAAGGAAUUACAAAAAUACCCGACUGCACUUUUUUUAAAUGUUUUUCGUUGAGCGUAAUUUCCAUUCCAAAAAGUGUGACUCAUAUUGGCGUUUUUGCCUUCAGAAAGUGUUAUUCUUUAAAAGAAGUUGAAUUUGGCGAAACACUUUGUUGUGUUGAUGACAGUGCAUUUAUGGAUUGUACAAACCUCGAAAAGGCUGUUUUUAAAAACAAAAAUAUCUUACUCAAAUCAGACUUAUUUGAGGGGUGUAUUUCUCUAAAAAAUUUGGAAAUUGGUGGCACAAUUGUAAAUUAUAAAACAGAAGUGAGUUUUAUGUUCUCCGAGCAAAUGAAAAAGAUUGGUAUUCAAUGUGAAAAUAUUGUUUUAAAGAGGACUGACGUUUUAAAAUUUGGAACUUUUAAUAUGGUUAAUGAACUUAAAAGAAAUAGUUUCAUUCGUCGAAUAGAUGAAGGGUGUUUUUAUCUAAAUAAUGAACUAUCAGCUAUUACAAUAUUAAGCAAUAUCUCUACUUUAGGAAAUUAUACAUUUUAUGGGUGUAACUAUUUAACACAAAUUUACAUUACAAAAUACACAUUUAUUCCCAAUCUCUGUUUUUUGGAUUGCAAAUAA